This is a messenger RNA of Chaetomium globosum CBS 148.51, 441 nucleotides long. RefSeq lists its product as uncharacterized. Bases 1 to 441 code for a protein of 146 amino acids. The transcript is spliced from 2 exons. Lineage: Eukaryota; Fungi; Ascomycota; Sordariomycetes; Sordariales; Chaetomiaceae. The record is from RefSeq and is a predicted model, not a curated record.
AUGAAGUUGUCACUCCUCUCCAUGGCCACUGCCGCCUCCGCCGCCGCAGUCACCAAGCGCGACGUCGUCUUCGAAGCCCGCAACUUCACCGCCAGCUGCGUCCCCCACAGUGCCAUGUGCCACUACUCCCUAAACGCAUUCAUGCCCGGCACCAUGGACACCCAAGGGUACGACUGCAGCGCGUCGGCCCCCGGCGCCGGCGUGGCCAUCCUGCCCGAAAUCCAGGGCGGCGCCUGCCCGCCUUCGUCGCGCACCUUCGACAUCGUCCGGAGCGAGGAGGGCCUGACCGUCAUCGUCAGCGUGCAGGUCUCGCGCCUGAGCUACACCAGGGGCUCACACUUCAUCCCCAACGAGCAGAUCAAGAUGAUCGAGGGGGUCACGCCGACGGGCAACUACCAGGCUUAUGUUGGGCCCAAGGACUUUUCUCUUGAGCGGAUUUAG